AUGAAGAUCAAAUUCUUUACUGUUGCCCUUGUACUUGCAGCUCUCCACGGAACAAUGGCCGGCGAUCCCGACAUUCUAUCCGACUUCAUCGUUCCUUCGGGCAAUCAAACCGUGGAUGGGAACUUUUUCACGUUCACAGGUAUGCGGGUUUUAGUCGAGGCUCCAGACGCAACAACUUUCAAGGUUUUCAAAGCAAGUAUGGCUGAAUUCCCAGCUCUUAAUGGCCAAAGCGUUUCCUACGCGGUUCUUGAUUUCCCUCCUGGUUCUGUCAACCCUCCCCACGCUCAUCCACGAGCGUCUGAACUCUUGUUCGUUCUCGGUGGAUCGUUGCAGGUGGGCUUCGUUGACACCACCAAUAGGCUUUUUACUCAGACACUUGAGACUGGUGACCUUUUCGUGUUUCCUAAGGGACUUGUUCAUUUCCAGUAUAACGGUGACGGAAAGAAUCAAGCUUUUGCUGUAUCCGCGUUUGGCAGUGCGAACGCUGGAACGGUAUCGGUUCCGAAUUCGGUUUUCAAUAGUAGCAUUGAUGAUGGGAUAUUGGCCAAGUCUUUCAAGACGGAUAUCGUCACUGUUCGUAAAAUCAAGGAUGGGCUUUCGGGCAAGAUUUGA
This is a messenger RNA of Cynara cardunculus var. scolymus (artichoke), 612 nucleotides long. RefSeq names its product germin-like protein 9-3. Gene Ontology annotation, molecular function: manganese ion binding. The coding region runs from base 1 to 612 and encodes 203 amino acids. The record is from RefSeq and is a predicted model, not a curated record. Gene Ontology annotation, cellular component: cell wall. The transcript has a single exon. Lineage: Eukaryota; Viridiplantae; Streptophyta; Magnoliopsida; Asterales; Asteraceae.